This is a messenger RNA of Iphiclides podalirius (scarce swallowtail), 2100 nucleotides long. The record is from the annotation of a GenBank genome assembly. NCBI's taxonomy places the organism in Eukaryota, Metazoa, Arthropoda, Insecta, Lepidoptera, Papilionidae.
AUGUGCAAAUACGAAAAUAUUCUGACACAAAAUGCGAGUCUAAGAUUGAAAAAAUCAGAAAUAUUGGGAUACUGGCACCACAUAGAUGCAGGAAAAACGACGACAACGGAAAGAAUGCUGUUUUAUUCUGGGACCAUCAGGUCCAUGGGCGAAGUACACCAUGGUAACACUGUCACCGAUUACAUGGAACAGGAAAGACAGCGGGGCAUUACCAUUACAUCUGCUGCCGUGUCUUUCCCAUGGCAUGGCGCACAAAUCAAUCUGAUUGAUACGCCAGGUCACAUUGACUUCACAAUGGAGGUUGAGCAGAGCCUAGCAGUGCUUGAUGGAGCUGUUAUUGUACUGGAUGCAUCGGCAGGCGUUGAAGCUCAGACGUUGACCGUGUGGCGGCAAGCCAGCGGGUAUAGAGUGCCGCGUAUCCUGUACCUGAACAAAAUGGACCGGCCAGACGCUGAUGUCAACGCAUGCAUUGCAUCAAUACGAGACAAGCUGCAAGCCACCCCGCUACUGCUGCACUUUCCAGUCACAAAGGAGGGAAAACUCAUUGGUAUUGUCGAUUUAGUGACGCGCGAGGAAAUCAUAUGGACCCAGGGGCGCGGGCAGAACUACACCCGACGAGCCCUCUCCGAGAAGGAGGACGGCCGCCAUUGGGAUACGGCCAUGAGCGGCCAUAGACAACUCAUAGACGAACUGUCCUCCUUGGACGACCGCCUCGCCGACGCGAUAAUACAGCGGGAGUCUUUGGACAACAUGGACAGCGCGGAAAUCGAAUCGGCGAUACGGAGGUGCGCCCUCAACAUGACCGGCUUCCCGGUCCUCUGCGGCAGCUCGUACAGGAACAUCGGGGUGCAGACGCUAAUGGACUCCAUCGUCGCGUACUUGCCGUCGCCUUUGGAGUGCAGCGGGGUUUUCAGGAGCUUCGGCCCGGAGCUGGCCGCCAGGGCGUUCAAAGUGCAGCACGACGACCAGAGGGGCGUGCUGACCUUCCUGAGGCUGUACAGCGGCGAGAUCGAGAAGGGGCAGAAGGUUUACAAUCUCGCGCGCGAUAGAAGCGAGCAGACAGGAUCCCUGUACGUGGCGCUGGCUGACGAGUACCGGCUCGUCGACAAGGUCUCCGCAGGGAACAUAGCCGUCGUGGCCGCUCUCAAGGCCACAAUGUCCGGGGAUCUCGUGACGUCUACGCAGUCGUCUGCGAAACGGGCCAAAGCGCAGCUUGCCUCUUGGCUUCGAGAGCCUGGACAAUUGGAGCAUCUGAUGCUGCCCAGCGCCCGGCAGCGGCUACAGGCCCUGGAAUCAGAACCUAGUCCUGAGGAGACAGCUGAAAUACUACUCGGCAUCGGAGCGACUGUGCCGGAGCCAGUAUUCCUGUGCUCCAUCGAGCCGCCGAGCGCGGCAUACCAGAACGCCCUGGAGACCGCGCUGGCUGAGCUGCAACGUGAGGACCCCAGCCUGAGGGUCAGCACUGACGAGGAAACCGGCCAGCUGGUGCUAGCAGGCAUGGGCGAGUUGCACCUGGAGGUGCUGAAGGAGCGCGUGGUGCGCGAGUACGGCAUCGAGGCGGAGCUGGGCCCGCUGCAGAUCGCGUACCGGGAGACGCUGCUGGGCCCCGCGCGGGCGCCCUUCCAGCUGGAGCGGCGCAUCGGCGGGGCGCGACAGGCCGUGCGCCUCGAGCUCUCCGCGCGCCCCGCCGCCCUGCGCCCCCGCGACGACCCGCUCAGACCACUCUUCCCCCACGCCCCCGCGAUCUCGUCACGGCCCUGGCUGAGACCACUCUUCCUCCACGCCCCCGCGAUCUCAUCACGGCCCUGGCUGAGACCACUCUUCCCCCACGCCCCCGCGAUCUCGUCACGGCCCUGGCUGAGACCACUCUUCCUCCACGCCCCCGCGAUCUCAUCACGGCCCUGGCUGAGACCACUCUUCCCCCACGCCCCCGCGAUCUCGUCACGGCCCUGGCUGAGACCACUCUUCCUCCACGCCCCCGCGAUCUCAUCACGGCCCUGGCUGAGACCACUCUUCCCCCACGCCCCCCGCGAUCUCGUCACGGCCCUGGCUGAGACCACUCUUCCCCCCACGCCCCCGCGAUCUCGUCACGGCCCUGGC